This is a messenger RNA of Colletotrichum scovillei, 658 nucleotides long. RefSeq lists its product as uncharacterized. Gene Ontology annotation, cellular component: endoplasmic reticulum. The transcript is spliced from 3 exons. The coding region runs from base 110 to 658 and encodes 182 amino acids. NCBI's taxonomy places the organism in Eukaryota, Fungi, Ascomycota, Sordariomycetes, Glomerellales, Glomerellaceae. The record is from RefSeq and is a predicted model, not a curated record.
CGGCGCGGUCACGGUGAAGCGGCUGUCAUCAACUCACGCAAUUCGUCAAUUCGGAUACAGAACGAAGGUAUCAUUCUGUCUUAUCAUCGAGUCAGCCCAAGCCGUCGUCAUGUCUACCUCAGCAAGGAAUUGGCGCGACAGCGCGUAUCUCGUCAUCUCUGGCAUCCAGCUAACGGCCAUGCUUUUGGUCGAUCUCGUCCCAUUCUACCCAUCAGCUCUCUACGCGGCACCAUCAUCGCCAUUGCACUUCCUCCAAGUCCUCCGCGACUUCUACAUCUCCACGUACAACGACCCCUUCUUCACCGCGUCUCACGAGAACCUCCCCUCGUGGUUCAAGCUCUUCACCUACAUCGAGAUCGUCUACCAGCUGCCCAUGGCUGCCUGGAUGGUCUACAGGUUCUCAAGAAGCACUGGCACAACUGCCGGAUUCGAACUCGCCGUGCUCGUAUUCUGCGUCGAGUGCGCCCUCACGACGUUGACCUGCAUCUACGACGUCUUCCACUGGGAUCCUGCCGUGUACAGCCAGGCUCAGAAGAACGUCUUUGUCUUUAACCUCUACGGCCCAUGGGUGGUCAUUCCGGCGCUGAUGGGAUUGGACAUGUGGCUGCGCAUCCUGAAGCGGGUGAACGCCGCAGACAGCACCAAGAAGUUGCAGUAA